GGUGGCGGCGGCGGCUUCGCCCAGCUGCACAACCUGGACGAGGCGGCGGCGGCCACGGGCGGCGGCGUCGGGGCAGCGGCGGCCGAGGUGGCGGAGGAGCCGGGCGCAAGCAGCUCCUUGCACAUCUGCCACUGCUGCAACACGUCGUCUUGCUACUGGGGCUGCCGGAGCGCCUGCCUGCGGAACCUCUUCGGGCGGGCCGCCGCCACCGCCGCCGCCGAGCCGCUGGCCCCGCGCCCCCCCGCCGCCGCCGCCGAAGGGCCGCCGGAGGGCGGCGAGGCGGCCGAGCGGCCGUGGCUGGACUGCCUGUGGAUCGUGCUGGCGCUGCUGGUGCUGCUGGGGGAUGUGGGCACGGACCUGUGGCUGGCGCUGCACCACUACGGCCGGCGGGACUACUUGUGGUGCGGCCUCACCCUGGCCUUCGUGCUGCUGCCCUCGGUGCUGGUGCAGAUCCUGAGCUUCCGCUGGUUCGUGCAGGACUACACGGGCGGCGGGCUGGGCGCCGUGCAGGGGCUCAGCAGCCGCGGGCCGCCCAUGAUGGGGGGGACCGCGGGCCGGCGUGGGGGACCCGCCGGCGGGGUAGGAGGAGCCGGCGGCACCGCCACCCCCGGGGCGCAGCGCCUCUGCAGGAUCUCCGUCUGGGUCUGGCAGUCCGUCAUCCACCUGCUGCAGAUGGGGCAGGUCUGGAGGUAUAUCCGAACCAUGUACCUGGGGAUCCAGAGCCAGAGGCGGAAGGAACACCAGCGGCGUUUCUACUGGGCUAUGAUGUACGAAUAUGCAGAUGUAAACAUGCUGCGCCUCCUGGAAACGUUCCUCGAGAGCGCCCCUCAACUGGUGCUACAGCUCUGCAUAAUGAUCCAAAAGAACCGUGCAGAAACAUUACCAUGUGUGUCCUCUGUGGCCUCCCUGAUGUCCCUGGCUUGGGUGCUAGCCUCCUAUCACAAGCUUCUUCGGGACUCUAGGGACGACAAGAAGAGUAUGAGCUACAGAGGGGCCCUCAUCCAUCUCUUCUGGCGCCUCUUCACCAUCUCAUCCCGAGUUAUUUCUUUUGCUCUCUUUGCUUCCAUCUUCCAGCUCUACUUUGGGAUCUUUGUAGUGGUCCAUUGGUGUGCCAUGGCUUUCUGGAUCAUCCAUGGUGGGACAGAUUUCUGCAUGUCUAAGUGGGAGGAGAUCCUCUUCAACAUGGUGGUAGGGAUUGUGUACAUUUUCUGCUGGUUUAAUGUCAAGGAAGGGCGGACUCGAUACCGAAUGUUUGCGUAUUACACGGUGGUCCUGACGGAGAACGCUGCCUUGACGCUCCUUUGGUAUUUUUACAGAGAUCCCGAGACCACUGACUCCUAUGCCGUGCCAGCACUGUGUUGUGUCUUUCUUAGCUUUGCUGCUGGGAUAGCUUUGAUGCUGUUAUAUUAUGGUGUGCUGCAUCCCAUGGGGCCAAGAGCUAAGAUCUUUGCCAGCUCCUGUUGCGCCGAGCUGCUCUGGGGCAUUCCUUUGCCCCCCGAUGUUGAGCCCAUGGCGCCUCAAACCCCUGGGUACCGGGGGGCCCAGGCUACGCCCACCAGAGCGGUCACGGAGCAACAGGAGGAACUCACAGCUGACACUUGCUUGCCCGUUUUCCAGGUGAGAGCAAUGGUACCAUCUACUCCAUCUGGGCGACCCUACCCCCCCGAGGGGCCUCUCAUUAAGAUUGACAUCCCAAGAAAAAGAUACCCUGCCUGGGAUGCUCAUUUUGUAGACAGGAGGUUAAGAAGAACUAUCAACAUCCUCCAAUAUGUCACCCCCACAGCUGUAGGUAUUAGGUAUAGAGAUGGACCUCUCUUAUAUGAGUUGCUACAAUAUGAAUCUUCACUUUAAAGCUCCUUAAAGCAAAAGUAAAAGAGGGGACCUUAUUUUUGUUUACGGUAAACACAGAUCAUGAAACAAACACAAACCUUCAGAUAAGCUUUCUUUCUGGUUGCUGUAUGUAUAAAAAAAAAAAAGAUAUUCUCUAUGUUUUGUAAGUAAAAACAAAAAGAAAAACUUUUCUUUUGUUUUUUACACACAAGAAACAGUAUUUCAACUUCCACACCUAGGAUUCACAGGUGGAGAAGGAGGCAUCUCCACAUCAGUUUUAUACCGUACACCAAGUGUAGAACAUUAUUUAUGGGAUUGGUGCUGAUUGAAAAAUAAAAAAAAAAAAAAAACAAACAAACAAACCUACAACUGCCUUAUGCCCUUAGGUGCUGAGUUUCAUUAAGUACUGUCACCU
Molecule: messenger RNA, 2245 nt
Organism: Hirundo rustica (Barn swallow)
Lineage: Eukaryota; Metazoa; Chordata; Aves; Passeriformes; Hirundinidae
Gene: XKR6
Product: XK related 6
Exons: 3
Biological process (GO): phosphatidylserine exposure on apoptotic cell surface; apoptotic process involved in development; engulfment of apoptotic cell
Cellular component (GO): plasma membrane
Source: RefSeq, a predicted model, not a curated record